This is a messenger RNA of Phytophthora nicotianae INRA-310, 5465 nucleotides long. RefSeq lists its product as hypothetical. Bases 54 to 5390 code for a protein of 1778 amino acids. Gene Ontology annotation, cellular component: Scc2-Scc4 cohesin loading complex. The transcript is spliced from 4 exons. The record is from RefSeq and is a predicted model, not a curated record. Gene Ontology annotation, molecular function: chromatin binding. NCBI's taxonomy places the organism in Eukaryota, Oomycota, Peronosporomycetes, Peronosporales, Peronosporaceae. Gene Ontology annotation, biological process: regulation of gene expression; establishment of mitotic sister chromatid cohesion; replication-born double-strand break repair via sister chromatid exchange.
ACAAAGGAAACAAUCACUCUCAUUCCGCAUCCGCAACUAAGUGCAGAGGCAGAAUGCGGGGCGGGCAGUUCCUCUUCCCACUCUACGUGGAGCCAGAAGAUGCUGCUGCAGCGGAUGCACCUGAGUCGCUACAUCCAGUCACCUCCAAUCCAGUGGCAGGUGACGAGCCUUUCAACCCGCAGCGGUUGGCGACGCUCAUUCGCUCUUCAACCACCAACGCAUUCGGCCCGUUAGCUGAGACGACGGAGAUAGCAGCCGACGUGUUAAACUCACUCCCCAGGUGGGCUCAGGCGGUUGUGCAGACAGGAUGCUUUAAUGCUGCUGGGACGAUGUCAUCUCCUAGGAGCAGGUUAAAGCGAAUUUCGGAACAGCGGAGGGAAUCAGACAGCAGGAGACCGCGAAAGAAACGAUCACUCAAUAGCGGUGUGGGUCGUGAUGGCUUGACAGACGAAGAAUCUAGUGAACUGCACGUUGGUUUGUAUGAGCUGAGUGUGGAGCUAGGUGAAAACCCGGAGAUGGAAGACGAUGAAGAGCUGCCAAUGGUUUUCACCCAGGCUGAGACCACUGCGGACAGCAUUGAGAAGUAUGCCGAGUUGCUGGAGAGAUUGGUUGAAUUGGCGGUAGAUCGACAGCAAGCGAUUGAUCUUGAACCGAAUGAUGCAGAUGUGUUUCAGCCCGAGGAAGUGAAGAUAUUGCGGCAGUCGCUGAAAGCCAUGACAAAAAACAACUGGAUUAACAAGCUGGAGCCAGAAUUGCUGAUCUCGCUGAUGCGCACAUUCGAUACACAGGUGCGACAGGGCCUAGCCGUGGAUGUGUUGGGCGCUGAACUAUCGCCCAAAAAAGCAAAAGGAGAAGCGCAGAUUGAUGAGCAACUGGUUCAGAAGCUCUUAGCAUCGCUUGAUGUAGCAGUUUGUGAGCUGAUCGUGAUGGCAACUCCUCAGAUUGACAGACGAAUUCUAUCAGAGGAGACUAUUGAGAACUGCUUUCAGCUCCUGCAUCACACUAUACGGUGCCUACUGCUUCCAUGCAUUGACACGUCAUUUGUGACGACUGCAUCUGCACCAGUAGCAAAAGAAAACGAUGGAAGACAAUCAACUGGCCGCAAAAGUCGUGGUUCCACUCGAGUAAAUCUGCGUGCGAACAAAUACGCUCGCAGGGCCGUCGAGCGAGUUUCUCAUGUUGCGUGUGAGUUUAUGGACCAGCUUGCUACGCUUGUUUUAAGUGUAAAGCUCGCGGAUCGAUGGAUACUCCGAUUGUCUUCGUCGAUGGUGGAACUCUUUGCUUUAGAUUACAGUUCGUUUGCCACGUCAUUACAGCAAAGCGCAUUAGGCAUCUUGCGGGGUAUAUUCUUUCAGUACAAGCCUCAUCGUGAGUCAUUACUUGGAGAUAUUGUGGAGAUCAUGGUGAAGCUUCCUACUACCAAACGCACGCUUAGGACGGUAAAGUUAUUGAAUUCCAACGACACGGUGCAGCGUAUAUCAACAUUAGUGGUGUCGAUAAUUCAGUCUUGUGCUGCUGCUGCUGGGAACCGUGGAGCGAUGGAAACUGAGAUGGACGUGCAUCAAGAUGUGACUGAAGUAUCGUCAACUUCGGAUACUGUCGCUGAAGAAAAGUCUCAACACAGGGGUGAUGUGGUUAGAACAACAUUGGACGAUGCACGAAACAGUGCCAGGUCAUUCAUGCGGAUGCUGCUAAAAGCAUGCUGGAAGAAAACCGAAGAACGUGAUAAUCGCGUGGUACUAGACAACUUUACUGAAGACCUCCUCCUAAUGUUUGUACGCCCUGAAUGGGCAGGAGCAGAAGACUUAUUGGAGGUGUUGAGCUCCUCGCUGGCAAGCAUCCUACACGCAAAUAUCGCUGCAGACGUGAAAAAUCCGGAUUCUCAUCGGAGCUUGGCAGCGUUGAACCUGGUUGGAAAAAUAUGUGCCUCCAUUAAACGGUAUCAGCGCGAGGUUGGUCGAAAUGCCGUGAAGGAUGAUAGUGGCUCUAUUGCCAUCAUUGAAGAGCAUACAAAUAACUUACGUGCAGUCCUAGAUUCCAAGGGAAAACGCUCCAAAGGAGCACUGCUAAACUCUUGCGACAAGUUGUUUGACGAGAUUACGCUGAAACACAUUGUUGUGAUGCACCUCCAACGGCAAAAAUUUGGUCACGACGAUUCGAAGAAGGUGCUUAUCUUGAAAUUCAUCUCGGAAUCAGAAGCUCAUCGGAGUGGAGCUGAUUCAGCUUUUGUACAACGCGAAAGGAAUUUGUGGGAGUCGUUGUGGGGAGCGUCCAAGGGAGGUGUGAACUCGACAUUUAAAGUGGCUCCCCCCACGAUCGAGUUAGCGCUGAAAUCCAGUUUACAACUUGCUGUGAAACGUGGAUUCUGUGGUCUGUUCGACAAAUUACUAGCUCACAUUAUGGCUCUGCUCUCGAAAGGAAUGCCGAGUCUUAGAGCACGAGUUAUGAAAUGUCUGAGAGUAAUUGUCGACGUCGAUCCAAUGCUUAUGGCAGAAGCUGGAGUGCAGCUAGCCGUUGAGAGAUGUUGCUCGGAUGAAAAACCUUCAGUUCGUGAAGCAGCUGUCAAUUUAAUUGGGACUUACGUCCUGUUACAGCCCCUCUUGGUACGACAAUUAUCGUUUUCAACUCGUUCUAAGCUAAUCACUAUUUCUUGUAUCCAGUUUGACAAGUAUUUUGACGUGCUUGCUGAAAGAAUGCGCGACAAAGGCAUCAAAGUUCGAACAAGCGUGUGUAGGAUCUUCAAAAUAGCGAUUUCCAUGCAAGAUCCGUCUGGCAAGACAAUUACUGAAAAAGAGCUUCGCCGUAAAAGUGCUUGCAUGCGAUGUCUGGUGGAACGAGUUGGACAUGCGGCUGAAGAUCAAGCUGUCAAGAAUUUCAUCAUUGAUACGUUUCAAGAAGUUUGGUUUGGUAGCGAACUUACAUCCUCCAGACUCUCGCACCCGUUUGGUGUAUUUGGUGAUGAAAACGCUCUGCCACCUGGUUGGACCGCUGCUCCAGCCAGAAUCCAUGAAAAGGAUGAUGCCACGACAGAGGAAAGCGCCAAGUUUGUUUCCGAAGAUGGUAGCGUCGCCAACUCGGUGGAAGAAGCGUGGUCUUCGUAUCGAACUCCUACCGUUACUCCAUCCACUUUAGUAAAGAGCAACGACUCGAAGCUGGACACCAGUUCUGAAAUUGUUGCAACCAUUGUUGAGGUCAUUCACGGUGUUCCAAACCUAGGCUGGUUUGCGGAACUGCUUAAAAGACUGUUGGGAGAACGCAAUCGAAAAAUGGGGGCACACUCGACAAAAGAUCGAUAUUCUCAAGUUGCAAUCGCUGAAGAUCGCUCAGGCACGAUCGUUGAUCGUCUGGUGGAGUGUCUAAUGGGUUUACAAGAAGGCAAACUUCUCAAGGGCGUUUCGAUAGAGCAAGCGCACGAGCAGUUUGUGGCUUGCAUGACUGCUCUAUCUGCUUUUUGCGAAGCGAAGCCCCAGCUUUUGGCUCGCCACCUCGAAACAAUUCGCGUAUACCUGAAAGAAAAGGAUCUCAAGAUCCAAAGUUUAUCGGUAUCGAUGAUAAAAAACAUCUUGGGCGUCAAGCGAGUGCCGCAGACUUUUGCUACGAGAUUAGAAAAUGAUUUGAGGCUUCUAGUGCUAAGCUCUUCCCCAAGUGUUGUUGGUCCAAGUAUCCAAUGUCUCGCAACGCUUUCGACAGCGACGAAAAAGGUGCCGGUAUUAUUGCUCGGCCUGCUGGAGAAGUUUUUGUUCUACAUACACAAGUACAAACAGAGAACGUCGCUCACCGAUUUGUCGGAUCAAGACAAUGUUGUGCUUCAGCGGGCAUUGUUUGUCGCCGGGAAAAUAGCUGGUUCGACGGACAUUGAUAAUUGCCCAGCACUUGCAAAAGAAGCGAAGGUGGUCACGAUUGGAACUAUUACAGAAUCUCUCUAUGAGCUGUAUGCUCAAUUUGCCCGAAUGCCAGGGAACGAUACAUGCGCGGCAAAAGCUGUUCAAGGAAUGGGAUUCCUAUUUCCCAUCCGGCCGCGCUUGUUUCUCCGGGCACAGCAAGAUGGCUUGUUAAACUAUCUCUUGACGGCAAAUACUCGAAAGGCGAAGUUGCAAUGUCUUGUUAGUAUGAAGGAGCUAUUGCUUUCCGAAGAACAACGGUUGGACAAAGGCGUGGCGACUCGAACGAUGAAUCAAUCAAAGAGCAAGGAGCAACAAGUUCAAGGAGAUCAAGAAGCUGACGCCUCUUUAAUCGGCAAUGUCAUGCAGGCAGAGCUGGGAAACAUCUUGCAGCUAUCACUACAGAAGGUGCCACAGAUUCGCAAAGAGGCCAUCGCAUGCAUUGACGCAUUACUUACGCAAGGCUUGGCGAAUCCGUUUCCGUGCAUUCCGAACGUGGUGGCACUUGAGACUGAUCGCGUCCCGGAUGUUCGGGAUGCGGCAUUCUCUCUGUUGUUGGCGUUGUACGGCAGAUUCAGGACCCAGUUCCAUACGCAAUUGGUUAAAGGGGUCCAGGCCUCGUACUCGUUUCAGCUAAGUGUGUAUGGCGAUGCCACAGCGCUCGGAAUCGACGAGAACGAGAAGGCUUAUUGCCUCUUUGGACGACUGUACGCGAAUUGCGUCAGCUCAGCAAAAUCGCAUGGAUUUCUUCGGGCACUAAUGAAUCAGUUUACCGACCAGGGGAGUGUACUGCAACCACUGAAGAGCAAACCGCUUGCCACUAACAGCAAGACCUUCACGACCAGCCUGAAAUAUCUGUGCUAUCUAGCACAAAUCAUUUCAACGCUGCCCUACGAAGUGGAGGACGAGCCGCUGUACAUUAUUUAUUCGAUCAACCGCUACGUAAGCCUUCGACUCGGCCCCGUGUUGGACGAUCUCAAGAAAUCCUUUGCCGAAGCGGGUGUGCCACAAAUACUACUUGAUGAUGAUGAAGCAGACCCCUCGAGGAUAAAGAUCGAUGAAUAUCGAUUGCGCCCGGUAGCCGACUCUAUGCUGACAUCGCAGGCUAACAACGCACGAAUUUCUUUCGCGAUUGCGCUGAUGCUUCGUCUGAAGUUCACGCUCAAGCGGAACUACAAGCUCGACAACGAAAAAUGUGCUACGUACAAACCAUCGUCCACAAAUGCUCCAGAGGAGGCGAAAGAACGGUCUCCCAAGAAACUCCUACUGCCUUCGGUCGAUGAUUUGUGCCAGACUGACGAUCCAAUUCAGAUGAACUGGAACCUGUUAAUGGUUGCCUGGUAUGCGGCCCGAGAGGACCAGAAGCAGUUGGAUAUCGACAUGGAAGCAAAUCAAAAGCCUAAGGCUGCUCCAAAGCGAAGACGCCGUUCAAUCAAAGACUCCUCCUCUAAGAAACCGAAGCUGCAGGAGAACGCGAGCGAGGACGAGUACGUCGAAGGUUUUGAUUAAGUGUGGUUCCUUUUUACGGCAACUAGUUUUGAGUGAAAUUUGCGAGUUAUUUGAUCUUUUUCACCUUCGUCUACC